Molecule: messenger RNA, 789 nt
Organism: Bactrocera neohumeralis
Lineage: Eukaryota; Metazoa; Arthropoda; Insecta; Diptera; Tephritidae
Source: the annotation of a RefSeq genome assembly
AUGUCAACACACUCAAAUCACCCCUUUCAUUUAGUAGAUUAUAGUCCGUGGCCUUUAACAGGAGCAAUCGGAGCUAUAACUUCUGUAUCAGGACUAGUAAAAUGAUUCCAUCAAUAUGAUAUUUCAUUAUUUGCCUUAGGAAAUAUUAUUACUAUUUUAACCGUUUAUCAAUGAUGACGAGAUGUUUCUCGAGAAGGAACUUUUCAAGGAUUACACACUCUACCUGUAACACUAGGACUACGGUGAGGAAUAAUUCUAUUUAUUUUAUCAGAAGUUUUAUUUUUUGUAUCUUUCUUCUGAGCUUUUUUCCAUAGUAGAUUAUCCCCAGCUAUUGAAUUAGGAGCUAUAUGGCCCCCUGCAGGGAUUCAACCCUUUAACCCAUUCCAAAUCCCACUAUUAAAUACAGCUAUUCUAUUGUCCUCAGGAGUAACUGUAACAUGAGCUCAUCACAGUUUAAUAGAAGGUAAUCACUCUCAAGCAACACAGGGACUAUUUUUUACAGUUCUUCUAGGGGUUUACUUCACUAUUCUGCAAGCAUAUGAAUACAUCGAAGCACCAUUUACUAUCGCAGAUUCAGUUUAUGGAUCUACCUUUUUCAUGGCAACAGGAUUCCACGGAAUUCAUGUAUUAAUUGGGACAACCUUUCUUCUAGUAUGCUUAAUUCGCCAUUUAAACAAUCACUUUUCUAAAACUCACCACUUUGGAUUUGAAGCAGCUGCAUGAUACUGACAUUUCGUCGAUAUCGUCUGAUUAUUCCUUUAUAUUUCAAUUUAUUGAUGAGGAGGAUAA